AUGGUUAACUUAAUGGUUCAGUUGAUAACAAUGAUUAUGCUAGGGGAUCAUUUGGGCGAAAUGAAUGCGAAGCGAUCAUUGGAGAAUAUUUUACGCUCGAUGGAUCAUUGGCCACAACGUCGCGUUAGUGAAAUUAUUAUUGACGUCUCGGGUGAUCCACAGCCACGUAGAGCGAGUCAUUUAUAUUCGUCGUUACAAUCAUUACUUUUUGGUGAAAGAAACGUGCGAAAUACAAAUAUUACGACUACAUCGAGUGCUUCUCCUCAUACUAUUAAUAAUAUCAGUGAUGAAAGAGUGGAUAUGGUGGAUGAAGUAGAGUUUUUUGGCCAAUUCAUUCAAUUUGAAGCUUGGUUGUGCACGUAUGGUCAAAGUGCAAUCAAAAGUAGGUUAAGGCUUAAAGUUAAAAUUAUAUUUGCAAAUUUACAGCAAAAAAACAUGGGUAGUGCAGAUGAUGAUUUUUUUGAAAUGUUAUCAAGAGCGCAAUCAAAACGAAUCAAUGAUCAGCGAUGUGAUCCAAUCAUACUUAGUGACUUAACUAAUCGUUCAAAAAAUAUUGCAAGGCAAUCAGAUUCAAUUGAUACUGUUGUUAAACGUUCAUCUAAGACGCGACGGCUUUCGUUAAUUUUUGAUCGUGUUUGUCAAGCGGCUACUCGUCGACAAGGACAAACUUUUUUUGCACCAAGAACUACGUCAACUCCACGUCCAUCAAUGACACCUCAUAAACUUCUAUCACCUAUAUCGAAUAUUGUAAAAGAAGGAAAUAUCGCACCAAUUAAUGCAACGUUUUAUUCUGUUCCUGACGACGUUGAUUCGUUAGAUUCAAAAGCUCAAUUAUGUACAGCUCAGGGAUCAUUUGUUGCACUCUCAUCUGAAUUUCGAAUUCCAGUUGCACCUCCGCGACGAAGGAAUCGUCAUUUAGAUCCGAAACGUCUUCAGUCAGCCCAAAUGUUAACGCAGCCAGUCCAGUCUAAUAUAUCUCAAAACCGAAUUUUGAUUUUAGAUGGUGCUGAAGGUAUGCUGAAUUUAAUAGCAAGUCUGCAAGGACGUCGUAUGGAAGAACAGCGUGCUCAUUUGAAUGUGGCAUCAGAUACAGAAUCAUUAAUUUCAUCAGUUGCUACUACUGAAGGCAAGGAUGAUCAAAUUAGCAAUCGACUAGAACGAUCACGUUCUGAAGAUGCUGGCGUUUUAUAUGACAUGUUAAUUCGUUCACAAGGUGAUCGGCUGGAAGAGCAACGAAGCGAAUUACCAACACACGUACCAGAAGAUAUAUCGCAUAUUGUAAUGACUAUGCAAAAAGGCCGAAUCGAAACUCAACGGGCUCAUCUUAACCGAGAUCAUAAUGAUAAUAAUGAAUAA
Molecule: messenger RNA, 1356 nt
Organism: Dracunculus medinensis (Guinea worm)
Lineage: Eukaryota; Metazoa; Nematoda; Chromadorea; Rhabditida; Dracunculidae
Source: the annotation of a GenBank genome assembly